AGAAAGCUGUUCUAAACCACAGCAGGCUCGUGCGGCAGACAAUCUGAAGCGUGGAGAAAAACCUCAUUAGGAUCCAUGCACUUCACCAGAAAAACUACAGGCAAUGGUUCGUUCACUGGUAACUAAUUUGCAAAGAACCAUCUUUAAAAAGUGCAUAAUUGGGUUUCAAUUCCAAUGAUGGAUUUAAAGCGCGCAAUGGCUCUAAAUGAGGUUAUGAGGAUCACAAGAAGGAUAUGGGAGCAUUUCUACUGAGAUACGCUGUACGCUGGGCUGAUUGGGAAUUUCAGUGGAAGUAUUAGUGGAGGAGAACGCUUCCUGUAACCGCGUCUCGCACAGAUAAAUGGAGUGACGGAAAGGAGGGGGGCUCAGAAAAACUUGACACAGCGUCCAAGUGAUGGUCAUUCAACUCGUGUGGACUUUCCUCUUCAGGUGCGCCUCCAGUGUGGCUAUAAUUACCACAUAUGUGGCGGAGUAACCCACAGGGGACAUGUCACUGCGUCGGCGAGACAGAAUAAAGAGUGAGCUGGACUGAGGGAGACGGCUGUGUGACUCCACCGAGGACGUCUGGGGGACUUGGAGAGUCGGAUCUCUUUCUGCCGUUUGCGCUUUCUCUCUUUGCACUCUGCCGGCGGUCAGAGGAUGACCACAGAUGCUUAGCGAAAACUCAUGACUUCUGAAGCUUUAUUUCUUCAUACUUAGGAGCAGUCGCGGGACCAGACAGGAACGCUACUUUUUUUUUUUUUUUUCUGGACACAAACAGCGGAUUUGAGGCCUUUUUAAAAGAAAAGGUGUCUGGUGAACAGAGAGAAACUUUUUUUUUUGCACCCUCCUCACCACACGGGAGCUAUGAGCGGGCUGCGCAGGCACGUCAUGAUGGGACUGGUGUUGCUGAUGUGCACGUUGACCGAGCACUGCAGCGAGAGCGCGCCCUGCACAUCUCCCACCUCCACCACCUCCACCUCCACCUCCACCUCCACCACCACCUCCACCACCACCACCUCCACCGCCUCAGCCGCCGGAGGGGACGCGCUGCGGGACCUGAAGCGCAUAGUGGAGAUCGUCAAACACGUGGAGGAUCACCGGGGACGCCACGGUGGGAAAACGGAAGCCCCCCAAACGUCACGGACGGAGAGCUCCACGCUGGUGCAGAGAGACUUUCGCAACAGAACAGAAAGAGGAAACCACGCUGUGUUUCCCUGGGACUUAAAAAAGAAAGAGAAAUUUAUCAAAUAUAUAACAGGUCCGCUCUACUUCAGCCCCAAGUGCAGGAAGACCGUGUACAAGGUUUACCACAACACCAGAGACUGCACGGUACCCACAUGUAAGCCCGCUCAGGCCUUUUACGCGACCAGGAAUGACUCUGCGAGUCCAAUUCUUCAAAAGAUGUGCGCGUCUUCUCUCUCGGCUAGCCGGCAGCCCGCAGUGCACAGAGGGGUAGCACUCACAAGGGUGAAAUCAAACAGAAGUACUCCAGAAGAAAAAGAAAGUACACUUUGGGGCAAAAAAGUGCCUUGGACAAGCCUAAAUCUGACCAGCCCGACGGACAUUAGGCACAGUGUUGUCCUUCACUCAGGCCCCUUCUGCUAAGUCGUGAAAUGUGCCAAUCACAACUCUGGUUGGGCCUCGAAGGUUAGCAAUCACCACAUGGAAGCAACCAGGAAACAAAAAGCAGACACAGAUAAAGAUGAAGGUGGUGGAAGUGUAAAAGUUCAAGUGGAGAAGAAAAAGAAAAAGCAUCAGAAAUAAACAGAGCUGGGGCCUUUCAUUCCUGCCGGUCUCAAAAAUGAACAAAACAAAUACCUUUUGUUAUGGGAUCGCCCCGUUUGAAUGUUUGGGUUUAAGUUAAUCUUUUCUACUUUCCUGCAGGUUUCAGAGGUUUUCCUGCUUCAACACACUGUCAUAUCAAUGUGCCAAUAGCAGGCCUGAAAAAUGUUUAGAAGAGAUCCAAUUCACUCAGGCAGGUGUGCAGAAGCAGGAAAAUGUCUAAAACCUGCAGGACAG
Molecule: messenger RNA, 2001 nt
Organism: Menidia menidia (Atlantic silverside)
Lineage: Eukaryota; Metazoa; Chordata; Actinopteri; Atheriniformes; Atherinopsidae
Source: the annotation of a GenBank genome assembly